This is a messenger RNA of Monopterus albus (swamp eel), 3295 nucleotides long. Its product is annotated as nuclear receptor subfamily 1 group D member 1-like. The coding region runs from base 570 to 2285 and encodes 571 amino acids. NCBI's taxonomy places the organism in Eukaryota, Metazoa, Chordata, Actinopteri, Synbranchiformes, Synbranchidae. Gene Ontology annotation, molecular function: zinc ion binding; RNA polymerase II cis-regulatory region sequence-specific DNA binding; nuclear receptor activity. The record is from RefSeq and is a predicted model, not a curated record. The transcript is spliced from 8 exons. Gene Ontology annotation, biological process: negative regulation of transcription by RNA polymerase II; cell differentiation; positive regulation of transcription by RNA polymerase II.
GAGAGAGAGAGAGAGAGAGAGAGAGACUGGUCACAUUUCUCAGGCACCUGAAAACGUGCUGGUUAUUUUAGGACGCGUGUUGCUUAAUGAUGAGUAGGAAGUGUUUAAACUACUUCCACUCUGGUCAUGUUUUGAUGGUGACUGUACAUGGCAAGAAGCUGAAAGCUCCGGGACCUCUGUAAUUUAGAGGACCCCUAUACAGUAAUAUCUUACCACAGCCUGGCAACAUAAGGUGUGCAGACGGAGAACCGAGCUGCCCUGUGAAUCUAUUCACCUUGGAAAUUAUCUGGAUCACUAAGACAUCCGAUCUAAUUUCUUUCUUGUUUCUUUGUUUUUCAAUUCUAAUAUUUUGUCUUUGCCGACCGGGUUUUCUCAAGACUCCCAAUGCCCUGUGCGCGUUCCUGUUGGUCGAAGCUUUGGGAUACACUCUCUAUGCCUUGGCAGUUCAUGACUCUUUCACCUAUACCAACGAAAUUCCUCAGUGGCAAGUAGAGAUUGUCAGUCCGACUUUAAACGCCAACAGUUCUAUAGCACGGAACAACAGAAGACCAUCACAUCGACUGGAAAACAUGGAAAACAGCCCUGGUGGUGGUGUUAUCUUGUAUGCCGGCUCAUCUGGCAGUGCCAGCCCAAGCCCUGGCAGCCCUUCAAGUGGAUACCAGACCCAGUCGCCCUCCUCCCACUCACAGCCUUCAUCCCCUGAGGGUGUCUCCUUCCAGGAGAUUGGGGUCCUGAAGCAGAGAAAGGAACAAGGGGGAGGAACUCCUUCCCCAAAAAUGGUCUUCCAGUUUCCUGAAGUAAACAAUGAUAAAGUCGCCCAAGUUACAACAGUAUCAUCGGCAAACUACAAUCAUCCCACGGUGGCCAAAAGAUCUUGUGGCUUCACUGGCACAUUCACCAAGACUGGAGGUAUGGUGCUUCUGUGUAAGGUGUGUGGGGACAUCGCAUCUGGGUUUCAUUAUGGUGUGCACGCCUGCGAGGGCUGCAAGGGCUUCUUCAGACGCAGCAUUCAGCAGAACAUUCACUACAAGAUGUGUGUAAAGAAUGAAAACUGUCUCAUCAUGCGCAUGAACCGAAACCGGUGCCAGCAUUGCCGCUUUAAGAAGUGUCUCUCCGUGGGCAUGUCUAGAGAUGCUGUGCGUUUUGGCCGUAUUCCCAAGCGGGAGAAGCAGAGGCUACUGGAUGAGAUGCAGAGUUAUAUGAACAGUCUCAACGACUCAGCUUCCAUAGAGAUGGAGGUGUCACCUCCUCCUGAUGGCCCAUGUAGCCCACAGAACCAGACGAAUGAAGUUUCCAUAUCGCAGUCUUACCGCAGCUUAAUGAACGGUGAUGAGAAGCCACUUAAGAUGGCUGCUGGCAACAACAACGUCGGCACUUCCUCUCUCCAGAGCAACUCAGUAAAGGAACCCACCUUGCCUAGCACAAGAACCCAAACACCGAACACAGUUCAGGGUGAGCAGGAAAACCUGACAUCAAGCUACGGCAUCCCUACGAACUGCCCUGUUGCUCCCAGUAACAACGAAAACUUCACUAACAUUAACAUUGACAACACCAAGUACAGCUUCUCCGCUGGUGCCCAGUGCCCCAUCAGUGGGAGCCUAUCGUCUCAGUCCUAUCCAGCCAGUCAGAACAGCGACACCCAGAACCAAAACCCCUGCCCCUGGAAGCUAAAUGGAGGCACCAAAGUUCUGGCAUGUCCACUCAACUCAUGUCCUGUGGCUCCAGCCAGUCAUUCCAGUCAGAAGGUGUGGGAGUCGUUCUCCCACUGCUUCACCCCUGCUGUUAAGGAAGUAGUGGAGUUUGCAAAGAGCAUCCCAGGCUUCCAGACUCUUAGCCAGCAUGAUCAGGUCAUGCUGCUCAAGUCUGGCACUUUCCAGGUUCUGAUGGUGAGAUUCUGCUCAUUGUUUGACCCCAAGGAGAGAACUGUGACCUUCCUGAACAGGCAGACGUACUCAUUGGCAUCACUGAGGGCUCUUGGCAUGGGCUCCUUAUUGGACGCCAUGUUUGACUUCAGUGAGAAGCUAGGGUCUUUGGGUCUGGAGCCAGAUGAGAUGGCUCUUUUUAUGGCUGUCGUGCUCGUGUCAGCCGACCGCUCAGGUAUAGUGGAGGUGGGAGCAGUGGAGCAGCUGCAGGAAAAUCUAAUAAAAGCUCUGCGCUCUCUCAUCACCAGUCGCCGCCCAGAUGAUAGCACACUUUUCCCCAAGUUGCUGCUACGUCUGCCAGACCUGCGCACCCUGAACAACCAACACUCUGACAAACUUUUAGCUUUCCGCAUUGACCCUUGAGUUCAGAUCACUUUCAGCUUACUGUAUCUGCUUUGGGGAACCUGCCUGCUCACCAUACGUGCCAGGUCUGCCACAUAAAGUACACUGGCCUCUGCAUGCUGGAUAGUUGUUGUGGGCAAUAUGGCAAGUUUGAUGCUGUGAGAGAGCAGACUUGAAAAAAUAUCAGUAAAAGAAUGGAGGCACAGCAUGAGGUGGAGGCUCCUGAACUGAAAUUGCUCUCUUCUCCAGUUGCUUCCAGGAAUACUAAAAUAAAUAAAUAGAAAUUUAAAUAUAUACUACAGUAUGUUCUUCCUUGGGUUCUUCAAGUUGACAUCAAAUUACCAAGUCAUCACCUCCCCCUCCUGGAGUUUGUCAGAGACAGUAUUGCUCUGAAGACCAAAAAGAAACAGAGAGCCUGUUGGUCCUCACUAGACUUGUCCUCCUAUCCUAGCUCACAGAGCUAACAAGAAAGUUGCCUAUACUCUUGUCCAGCCGGGGGGGGCCUGUACAAAUACUCAUUAACUUUGAUUUCUUACUCUACAUUCAUGCUACAAGUGUAAAAUGCACUUUCCAUACACUGAGAAACCUCUUAAAUCACUAUAUUAUAUAGCAAUAGAAAUGUCUAACAUACAAUGCCCUGUUAAAAAUGACAUAAGCUAUUUUCAAUACACCAUAUGGGAAAUCUUUAUGAAAAUCACCCAUUUGUGAUUGAGAAAUGCAAACAUUUUUAAGAAAUGAAAGUAAGUUGUAAUGUAUUUGUAUGUGGUAUGGUCAUGGAGAAGUUAUUGGUCAUUUUAGACCAUGUCUGAUGGGUUAUAUGAUAAGGUGUUCUGUUGUAAAUUUUGUAUAUAAUCUUUAUUCUUGGUUCAUAUCCUUGUUAGUUUGCAGAUUCUUAGAUAUGUAAAUGAAGUUAGUAUUGAAAUUACUGUAUGUCUUAUGUAAUAGAUUGCUUUACAGACUGCAUUUGAACCCUGCGCUCUGAGUAUAAACUUUUUAUUUGAAGAUAUAUAAUUGAAAUAAAUGUAUUGUCA